This is a messenger RNA of Sycon ciliatum, 2949 nucleotides long. RefSeq lists its product as uncharacterized. NCBI's taxonomy places the organism in Eukaryota, Metazoa, Porifera, Calcarea, Leucosolenida, Sycettidae. The record is from RefSeq and is a predicted model, not a curated record. Bases 1 to 2949 code for a protein of 982 amino acids. The transcript is spliced from 3 exons.
AUGCGCCGACUGUAUGAUGCCACGCGCAACGUUUCCAAGCCUUACCACCGCAUCCGUCUCUCUCCAGAAUGUCAUCUGGACCUGUUUUGGUGGUCUCACCUACUCGAUGGCUGGAAUGGCAAGUCAUUCUUCCUCGAUCUCCAGGAGACGCUGGCCAGCGACAUCCUGAUAGAAACUGACGCAUCUGGCGCCAUCGGGCAUGGCGCAGUUUAUGGCACGCAUUGGUUCGCCGACACCUGGUCACCACAACACACUCCGCUCUGCAUUACGUUCAAGGAGCAGUAUCCCAUCUGCAUUGCAUGUGCUACGUGGGGCCACCAGUGGUGUCGCAAGCGUAUCCGUUUCCAUACCGACAACGAAGCUGUCGCCGCUGUUCUCAAGUCUGGCACCAGUCGCUGCCCUAAUGUGAUGUCACUCCUACGGCAGCUCUUCUUCAUCUGCGCCAAGGGUAACUUUAUGGUCACCGCCCGUCACAUACCUGGAACUACCAACAUCCUUGCCGACGCUCUCUCCAGGCAAGAUUUCAAGCGAUUCCAUUCGUGCCACCCUACCGCCGCUCACAUGCCCACUCCCAAAUUUGGCUCAUCACCAGUGUCAGCUGCCGCAAGUACCUUCUAUCCUACUCAGCAGCAGCAAGCACCACAGAAACAUUCUACCGCUACGGUGCACGUCCAGUCCAAAGGUGUGAAUCUCCCAACCGCCAUCGCAACUGUCGCCGUGCAAGGCAACAUCUCAGACUGCCGACUGUUGUUUGACACCAGCUCAACUCGCACAUUUAUUCAUGAAUUGUUAGCUGCCUCUGUCAACGCAGCUGUUGUCGGUGAAGACGUGUUGUCCGUCGCUAGUUUUGGAUCUGCGUCCCGGCGAACGGUCACCCUGCCGAGAGUGGAGUAUUCCCCCCUAUGUCGAGAUGGAUCAGCCUUGCCCGUAACCGCCAAUGUUAUGCCGUGGAUUUGUUGUCCUGUUGUCAAAUCCCCAAUUGACAUCGACCAGUACCCUGAAGUCAAGAACAUCCAACUAGCUGACACCAUUGUCACCAAGCGUGAAGAGGUAGAAAUUGACCUCCUUAUCGGCACGGAUUUCUACUUCUCCAUCAGGGGUAACGGUCACAUCCAACUCAACAAUGGCCUGGUCUUGCUGAACUCCAAAUUGGGAUUUGUCCCAGCAGGCCCUACUGACACAGAGACAGAUGACACUGCGAGCCACAUAAUGCUCACAGAUGCUACCACCUUGCCAGACCCAGUAUUUGAUCUCCAACGUUUCUGGCGACUUGAAGAUAUUGGUAUCACCGAUGACAUCAGUGAUCCGCAGACAGCGGACGACAUUGCCCUGGAACACUUUCGCAGCUCCUUGCAACUGAUCAACGGCCGAUAUAUGGUAUCUUGGCCAUGGAAAGAUAGCCAUACUCCACAACCUAAUCUACCAGAGAACUACGAGCUCGCCUUCGGCCAUCUCAAAUCCUUAGUCAAACGACUCCAGCAGACACCGCAAGUGCUAGAGAAGGAUCAUUGUACCAUCACAGAGCAGUUAGCCAAUGGCAUUAUCAAGGAAGUGAACCUUGAUCACCAGGAUGGGCCGAUUCACUACAUCCCCCACCACUGUGUUGUUCACUCCGGCAGUACCACAACAAAGUCGACCACCAUCUCCAACAGCAACAGACAGGCAUGCGAUGAUGUACGUCGCAGUAUCUAUGUUGACAACGUUGUCACCGGGCAGAGCAGCGUCCAGGAUGCUACUGCAUACUACAGAGAGGCAAAGGACGCCUUUGCCAGUGCCACCAUGAACUUGCAUGAAUGGGGUACGAACGAUCCUGACUUCAGAGAUGCUCUAGCUCCUGAAGACAAGUCUAGCUGUGAUGUAAUGAAGGAACUGGGUAUGUCGUGGGAUACCAAUUGCGAUACUCUGUCGACGGCGAAGUCAACCACAAACCAGUACUCCGUCAUUACCAAAAGAGAUGUCCUCCGCAGCAUAGCCCAAUUCUAUGAUCCGAUGGGCCUGUUCUCCCCGGUCAUCAUGCGUGCGAAGAUCCUAGUACAGAGUAUAUGGAAGCUACACGUAGACUGGGACUCUCCACUGCCUGACGCUCUCGUUGAUGAAUGGAAGGAUAGCCUGUCAGAUCUGUCCUGCGCAAGUGACGUUGCCAUUCCUCGCUACAUUGGACCAAAAAUCCACGUCGAAAGGGUCACCUAUGAACUCCACGUCUUCUGUGAUGCGUCUCAAGAUGGUUACGGUACAGCCGCAUACCUGUGUGUGAGACAAGUUGACGGUGCCUAUUCGUCAGUUGAUCUGAUCUACAGCCGAACACGAGUCUCGCCCAUCAAGGCUACAAGUAUACCACAUCUAGAGCUCCUAGCAGCACUCAUCGGCGCCACGAUCAUCAAAUUUCUGAAGAAAGAGCUUCUGGGCGCAGUUCACAUCUCAGCUACCCACUUGUGGUCUGACUCACAGUGCGUGCUUGGCUGGAUUAGGAAUACUGAGAAAUCGUACCCUGUCUUCAUCGCCAAUCGGUUGAAGGAAAUCCGUGCAGACCAGAGUGUGUGCUUCAACUACAUCCGUACAGCCGACAACCCAGCCGACCUACCAUUCCGUGGAGCAUCGCUAGCCACACUGACAGACAGUACAGCUUGGUGGUGUGGUCCAGAAUGGCUUCGAGAUCCUCCUGUACACUGGCCCAAAGACGUCAUCGAUGCUCCUUCCACAGUACUAUUCACGGCGGAGGGUCCUGCGGAAACCGAGACCAGCAGCAAGCCAUCACCGCUGAGUAUAGAUGAGAGAAAGUAUACUUUGUUUGAGAAGCUAGCCCGUGUAACAGCAUACAGUAUCAAAUUUGUCAAGAGAUGCCGUCAACAGACCACGUGCGGCACUCAUUUGUCUGCUGCUGAAAUCGACAACGCCAAACAUCUGUGGAUUUUAACAUGUUCAAGCAACACACUAUACACCAGAGGUUGA